AUGCUCGCGUCUCUUUCUUACCUAGUCCCCCCUCGCUGCCUUAUCUCGCUGCCGUGCUGCUUUUGGUCCACCGUUGCCAUGCGCCUUCCCCUCCCACCCCUCCCCGACCACUCACUUGUCGUUCCGCUCUGCUCACCAUUCACUGCAUGCUUGCUUGCCGUUUUCCGCUUUUGCCACUUGCCGCAUCUACUGGGCGGCAGCGGCAGGGAGCAGGGAGGAGCAGUGGGAGCAGCGUGGAGAGCGGGAGAGGCGAGCGGGCUGUGGCAGCGUGUUGCGGGGAGGGAGGGCGGUGGGAUGACGCACGGCAGGCAGUCACAGCGGCCUUCACUGGCUCGACACUCCACUCUGGUGUGGCUUCACACGCAGCCCCACUCUGACUACAGGGCAGCGCCUAACCACAGAAUAGAGAGCAGCGGAGCAGAGGAUAAAGGAGAGGAAACAGAGGAGGAGAAGAGGAAGCAAGGGAGGAAAAGAGGAAGCAGGGGAGGAGAAGAGGAAGCAGAGGAGGAGAGGAAGCAGAGAAGGAGGAGAGGAAGCAGAGGAGGAGGAGAGGAAGCAGAGGAGGAGAAGAGGUUGCUUCUGCAGACGUGCUGUCGCUCCGUCAGUUCAUUUGGGGAUGGAGGAGGACCCACGAGCGGAGCAGCUGAGCCCUCUUCCCGUGGCAUCGACGGCAGUGGUGGCAUGGACGGCAGUAAUGGCAUGAGACGAACUUCAGGCACAGCCAAGUCAGACAAGGCGGAUCAUCCUCUUUUCAUGGUAAGGCUGCCCAGUCAACCCCCUUCUCCUCUGCCCAGAGGUUCUGAUGCCAGCCUUUCUAUUCCGUUUUCCUGCUGUUUCCUCCUCUUUGUACCGCCUUCUCUCCUCUACGUUUCACAUGCCUUCAAUUCUGCCUCUCUCUUUCUUUAUGCCUUCCGGUGCCUUUUCCACAUACCUUUUCCUCUCGUGUUUCCUCCUUCAGAUGCGACAAAACUGGUGCACACGGAGGAGUAA
This is a messenger RNA of Closterium sp. NIES-65, 990 nucleotides long. Lineage: Eukaryota; Viridiplantae; Streptophyta; Zygnematophyceae; Desmidiales; Closteriaceae. The record is from the annotation of a GenBank genome assembly.